Molecule: messenger RNA, 633 nt
Organism: Ctenocephalides felis (cat flea)
Lineage: Eukaryota; Metazoa; Arthropoda; Insecta; Siphonaptera; Pulicidae
Product: paxillin-like
Source: RefSeq, a predicted model, not a curated record
UUAGAUUCUAUGUUAGGAAACUUACAAGCAGACAUGUCCAGACAAGGUGUUAAUACUGCUCAAAAAGGAAGCUGUGGUGCUUGUGACAAAGCCAUUGUUGGGCAAGUCAUAACUGCCCUUGAAACAUGGCAUCCUGAACAUUUCGUUUGCAACCAUUGCAACCAAGAAUUGGGAACAAGAAACUUCUUCGAAAGAGAUGCACCAUACUGCGAACCUGAUUACCAUAAUUUGUUCAGCCCAAGAUGCGCGUAUUGUCAUGGAGCUAUUUUGGAUAAAUGCGUAACAGCCUUAGAAAAAACUUGGCACACAGAGCACUUCUUCUGCGCCCAAUGUGGUCAACAAUUUGGUGAAGAAGGUUUCCACGAAAAAGAUGGUAAACCUUAUUGUCGCAAUGACUAUUUCGAUAUGUUUGCUCCCAAAUGUGGAGGAUGCAACCGUCCAAUCAUGGAAAAUUAUAUAUCUGCAUUGAACAGCCAGUGGCAUCCCGACUGCUUUGUCUGCAGGGAUUGCAAGAAGCCAGUAUCCGGUAAAUCUUUUUAUGCCAUGGAAGGUAAACCAGUAUGCCCAAAAUGCGUGGGCGUUGAGGAAGAAGACGAAUAAAUAAAUAAGACUUAUGAUUAUGCCCCUUUUACC